AUGACUUCGCAGUUUGUUGACCCGCUCAUCCUCAUGCGCGUUAUCCGCACUGAAGCUCAUCGACGCCUUGCCUUUCUCAUAGCUGAAAAGUCUAUGCGGCGGAAGUUCAUCGGGGCCGCGGCGCGAAUCGUUGGUGCCGUGCCUGUGGGAAGAGCACUUGACAGCACAAAGCCUGCAAGUGGGAGGGUAUACGCACCCGAUCCUACCAACGAUUCCAGACUAAUAAGAGGGGUGGGAACGCGAUUCGAAAGCGAGGCGCAAAUUGGCGGAUUGAUCGUCUUGCCAUCCAUCAAUGGGAACGCCGCAAAUGCAGAAAUACUUGAGGUCAUGAGCGACCAAGAACUACGGCUGAAGAAAGACUUCAAGGAGGAGGUAGCCCUGAAGCAGCUCACCGGUCGGCCGUUUGAUUCAUCAGGUGACCGUUCAAAUGUUGAGGCAAGCAACCAAUUCAAGGGGAUAAACUUUAAAUUCGCGCCGAAAGUAGAUCAAAGCAAGGUGUAUGAUGCGGUCUUUGACCGCUUGCGAGCUGGUGGAUGCGUCGGCAUAUUUCCCGAGGGAGGAAGCCAUGACCGGACAGAGCUGCUACCCUUAAAAGCUGGGGUUGCCAUUAUGGCUCUUGGUUCACUAGCCGCAAACCCAGAUUCGGGUCUGACAAUUGUCCCUUGUGGGAUGAAUUAUUUUCAUGCCCACAAGUUCAGGUCCCGGGCUGUGGUUGAGUUUGGUAAUCCUGUCGAAAUUCCAGUGGAAUAUGUUGAACUGUACAAGAAAGGCGAAAGACGCGAUGCAAUAGGCAGAUUACUCGACUUAGUCUACCAAGCUCUCGUGACCGUCACUGUGACGACUCCUGACUACGAGACGCUGAUGAUGAUACACGCAGCUCGAAGGCUAUACAAUCCCCCGGGCAAGAAGCUUCCCUUACCUAUGGUCGUCGAGCUGAAUCGAAGGCUUGUACAAGGGUAUACUCACUAUCAGGAUGAUCCUCGCAUCAUCGACCUCAAGAAGUCUGUCAACGAGUACAAUAAGCAAUUAUGGCGACUCGGAGUUCGCGACCAUCAAGUCGAGUACGCGCGGUUUUCCGUGAUCAAGGUAGUUGUUUCGCUGUUCUAUAGAUCUGGCAAAUUAGCUGUGCUAGCCUUAGGAACAGUUCCUGGGCUUUUUCUAUUUGCUCCAGUGUUCGCCGCCUCGAAGCUGAUCUCCAUCAAGAAGUCUCGCGAAGCCCUCGCUGCAUCGACAGUCAAGCUGGAAGGUCGAGACGUCAUAGCAACGUGGAAGUUGCUCGUUUCUAUGGCGCUUGCACCAUCCCUCUAUGCAUUCUACUCGGCGGUUCUUACCUACUGGACCUACAAAAACCGCGUUCAGGGAUACGUACCCCUAUGGGUGCCACUUUGGUUUGUCCCAAUUCCUAGUAUUGUAUUUUUUAUCAGCAUCACAUUUGCAGCGCUCCGAUUUGGAGAGAUUGGGAUGGACAUCUUCAAAUCGCUCCGGCCAUUAAUUUUGUCUCUCAAUCCUAGCUCAGCAAAUACCCUUGUUAGACUGCGAAAAAGGCGGGAGGUUCUCGCUGAAAAAGUCACCGACAUGAUCAACACCCUGGGCCCAGAGAUGUUCCCAGAUUUCGACUCUACGCGUAUCGUCGCAGACCCUUUCCAUGAUUUGGGCGCCUUCAAGGAGACGGGCACGCCUAAAACGCCCACCUAUACUCGCACGCCUCCUCCUGGGCAGCCAACAUUUUCUCCACCAAUUAGACACAGCAACAGCGCUAGCAUUGGAGGUGGUACAUCUAACUUAGCCCACCUGCCUCGCAAUGAGUCCCUGCAUAACCUUGGUAGCAUUAGCCUGUUCGCUUCUCGACCUCCGAGCCGGAGCAGAAGUCGCAGCAACUCUAGCGGUGGGCUCAUGAGCAGCAGUAGCUUCCCAUUACAGCGCUUCAGCACGCUUGAUUCUAAGGAAGGGCUAGAUGAGGUGUCGAAGAAGAUUAGAGGAGCGAUGAGGGAGAGGGGCAAGCAAAGGCGCAAAAGUGAGGAGAACAACGGGGCUGGAAUAUUUGAGCUUACGAUGGACGAUGCGGAGAGUGAUAGGGAAACCCCCGAGAACUCAGAGGGGAGGAAGGAAACUUAA
Molecule: messenger RNA, 2115 nt
Organism: Bacidia gigantensis
Lineage: Eukaryota; Fungi; Ascomycota; Lecanoromycetes; Lecanorales; Ramalinaceae
Exons: 3
Coding region: 1-2115 (704 amino acids)
Biological process (GO): phospholipid biosynthetic process
Cellular component (GO): endoplasmic reticulum membrane
Molecular function (GO): glycerol-3-phosphate O-acyltransferase activity; glycerone-phosphate O-acyltransferase activity
Source: RefSeq, a predicted model, not a curated record